AUGAACGAUGCAAGACUCGACGAUGAAAUCAAUUGGGCUGUUUCCUUUCCUCUCCCUUUCCGCGUCAUGGUCUUGGUCGGACUGGGCAUUUUAGGAUGGGCAACGAAUCUCCAUGGCCUCAACAUGUUUGGCGUGGACGCCAUCAGUACGAUGGAGCUCCGUGUGGAUCCCAGCCAGCAGCCGAUUUCAUUACGAAUAGCAGGCAUGCAGCUAACGACACCCUCUUCAAUUUAUGGCCCCGUCUACCGCCUGGCUUUGGCGUAUUUUUCCUGGUGUCUGACAUCUUGGGCAUUGUUUCGCUAUCUGACAUAUGGGAACGCGGUGUUGACCGACGUCUUCGCGUAUAUACCGGGAGUGGCAACACUGAUCAUUUUGUUCGUUCUCAUUUGCCCUUUUCAUAUCUUUCACAAACGAGAGCGGGACAAAUUUUUGUUGUCUAUUCGGCGAUGCGUUUCAUCCUCGAUGGAUAGUCCUGUGUAUUUCGCAGAUGUUGUGUUCGCCGAUGUCUUUACGUCGUUUGCCAAGGUCUUGGGCGACGUCUGGUUAUGCAUGCGCAUGUUGUCUCCAGGAAACAGUGUUCUAGUUCCGCCAAGAGAAGAUGGGUGGCUUCGAUGGGUUAUGCCUGCAAUUAUGAGCCUUCCGUAUCUAGUACGCUUUCGACAAUGCAUAAUUGAGUAUUCGUCCCCUACAAACGAAAGUCAUCGACCCCUCUACAAUGCGGCAAAAUAUGCAACGUCUUUCCCGGUUAUUUUUUUGUCGGCCGCCCAACGGAUAGUAGUGACGGAACUGGAGCAAAAAAAGGGUGAUGAGGUCACACAAGUCGCCUGGCAUGGUGAACAUCCACUUUUCCGCCUGUGGUUGCUCUUUGCUGCCAUCAAUUCUCUGUAUUCUUUUUGGUGGGAUAUCACCAACGAUUGGGGAUUAGAAUUGCUCAAACCAACGGCGAUGGGCGAUACUCAUAAUCGACGGCGCCUGCCUCGCCAUUUGAUGCUCCCACAUCUACACUCCGGAAGACCCCUUGUGGCACGAGAGAUAGAGUCUCCUGCGGAACUACAUCAUCAGAGUGCAAGUCAACCUUAUCCUUAUGGACUUCGUCCUACAAUACUGUAUCCUUUAUCCGUAUACCCUCUUCUAAUAUUCCUCAAUCUUGUACUUCGAUUAACUUGGUCGAUCAAGUUGUCCAGCCACCUUCACUCAAAAAGCGACGGAAGCAUUACCAUAUUUUGCUUGGAAAUCGCGGAAAUCAUUCGUAGAUGGAUGUGGGUAUUUGUUCGGGUGGAAUGGGAAACCAUUAAGAUGUCGGAGCAGGACAUGGGUAGCGAAGGCGACUACGAGUUGGUGCAAAGCGCGGAUGCUGAGGAAUUAACGUGA
Guyanagaster necrorhizus is the source of this 1371-nucleotide messenger RNA. Its product is annotated as EXS-domain-containing protein. The transcript has 4 exons. NCBI's taxonomy places the organism in Eukaryota, Fungi, Basidiomycota, Agaricomycetes, Agaricales, Physalacriaceae. Gene Ontology annotation, cellular component: membrane; cytoplasm. The record is from RefSeq and is a predicted model, not a curated record. The coding region runs from base 1 to 1371 and encodes 456 amino acids.